Messenger RNA from Didymosphaeria variabile, 2367 nucleotides. It is a transcript of the gene RAD3, whose product is annotated as TFIIH/NER complex ATP-dependent 5'-3' DNA helicase subunit. NCBI's taxonomy places the organism in Eukaryota, Fungi, Ascomycota, Dothideomycetes, Pleosporales, Didymosphaeriaceae. Gene Ontology annotation, cellular component: nucleus. Bases 1 to 2367 code for a protein of 788 amino acids. The record is from RefSeq and is a predicted model, not a curated record. Gene Ontology annotation, molecular function: hydrolase activity, acting on acid anhydrides, in phosphorus-containing anhydrides; damaged DNA binding; DNA helicase activity. Gene Ontology annotation, biological process: transcription by RNA polymerase II; nucleotide-excision repair; positive regulation of mitotic recombination. The transcript is spliced from 2 exons.
AUGAACGAGCUCCCCGUGCUCUUCCCGUACCCUCGGGUAUAUCCUGAGCAAUAUGCCUACAUGUGUGACCUUAAGCGCACGCUGGACGCUGGCGGCCACUGCGUCCUUGAGAUGCCUUCAGGCACAGGUAAAACUGUGUCGCUGCUCUCGCUCAUUGUGGCGUACCAGCAAUUUCAUCCUGAAAAUCGGAAACUAAUCUAUUGCUCGCGUACCAUGUCUGAGAUCGAGAAAGCCUUGGCCGAGUUGAAGGCACUAAUGCAUUAUCGGACACAGGAGCUAGGCUACGAAGAGGACUUCAGAGGACUGGGAUUGACAAGUCGAAAGAACUUGUGUCUCCAUCCUUCCGUCAAGCGCGAGAAGAGCGGAUCUGUUGUCGAUGCGCGAUGUCGAAGCUUGACCGCUGGCUUUGUGAAAGAGAAGAAAGAGCGAGGCGAGGAUGUCGAGCUAUGCGUUUACCACGACAACCUCGACCUGUUAGAACCCCACAACCUCAUACCGCCCGGUGUCUGGACUUUUGACGGUCUGCUCAAAUAUGGUGAGCAGCAGAAACAAUGUCCCUACUUUACAUCGCGGCGGAUGAUGUCCUAUUGCAAUGUCAUCAUCUAUUCCUACCAUUACCUGCUCGAUCCUAAGAUUGCGGAACGCGUGUCGAAGGAGUUGUCAAAGGACUGCAUAGUCGUUUUUGAUGAAGCCCACAACAUCGACAACGUGUGCAUAGAAUCUCUCAGCAUUGAUUUGAACGAAGACUCCCUACGCAAAGCCACUCGUGGCGUCGACAAUCUAGACCGCAAGAUUAAACAGAUGAAAGAGUCAGAUUCGGAGAAACUGCAGAACGAGUACGCGAAGCUUGUAGAAGGCUUGCGGGCGGCGGACGAAGCGCGAGACGAGAAUGCCUUCAUGGCGAACCCAGCACUACCCGACGACCUUUUGAAAGAAGCCGUACCCGGCAACAUCAGAAGAGCGGAGCAUUUCGUAGCAUUUUUAAAACGCUUCGUGGAAUAUUUGAAGACCCGCAUGAAAGUGUUACACGUCAUAUCAGAGACUCCACCAUCUUUUCUUAGCCAUCUCCGAGAUCUGACGUUCAUCGAACGGAAACCCCUCCGCUUCUGCGCCGAACGCCUCACCUCCCUCGUCCGCACACUCGAAUUAACAAACAUCGAAGACUACCAGCCACUGCAGGAAGUCGCGACCUUCGCUACUCUUGUUGCCACCUACGAAACUGGUUUCCUCCUCAUCAUCGAGCCCUUCGAAUCUGCCACUGCAACUGUAGCUAAUCCAGUCCUGCACUUUACCUGCCUCGAUGCCGCCAUCGCCAUCAAGCCCGUCUUCGAGCGCUUCUCCUCCGUCAUCGUCACAUCCGGCACAAUGUCCCCUCUAGACAUGUACCCUCGAAUGCUAAACUUCAACACGGUCGUCCAAGAAUCCUUCACCAUGACGCUCUCCCGCCGCACUUUCCUCCCCAUGAUCGUCGACCGCGGCAGCGACCAAGGCCCCAUCACCUCCUCGUUCGAACACCGCCUCGAAAUGACCGUCAUCCGCAACUUCGGCAGCCUCCUCAUAGAAUUCUGCAAGCUCACGCCCGACGGUGUCGUCGUCUUCUUCCCCUCUUACCUCUACAUGGAGAGCAUCAUCAGCUCAUGGCAAGGCAUGGGCAUCCUCGACACAGUCUGGAAAUACAAGCUCAUCCUCGUCGAAACGCCCGACGCGCAGGAAACUUCCCUCGCACUGGAGACCUUCCGCACAGCCUGUAACAACGGCCGCGGCGCCGUCCUCCUCUGCGUCGCCCGCGGGAAAGUCUCCGAAGGCAUAGAUUUUGACCACCACUACGGCCGCACCGUCAUAAACAUGGGCGUUCCCUACCAGUACACCGAGUCGCGCAUUUUGAAAGCACGCCUAGAAUUCCUCCGCGAGACGUACCGCAUCAAGGAAUCGGAUUUUCUCUCUUUCGACGCCAUGCGCCACGCAGCGCAGUGUCUGGGUCGUGUCAUCCGCGGAAAAGACGACUACGGCAUCAUGGUCCUGGCGGACAAGCGGUUCGGCAAGAAGAUCACGCAGCUGCCCAAGUGGAUACAGAUGGGUCUCGAGAUCAAGAACACGAAGCUUAGCGUCGAUCAGGCGGUUAAUAAUGCGAAGGCUUUUCUGCGCGAGAUGUCGGUGCCGUAUGCGAGGGGGCAGGGAGAUGGACAUUCGAGCUGGAGUUUGGCGGAUUUGGAGUCGCACCAGGCGAAGAAGAAGUCGGAGGCUAUUAGCGGGACGGAGAAUCCUACUACGAGGGCGUUGGAGGGCAGGGCGGAGAGAGUGGUCGAGGUUGAGGAUGAGUUUGGGGGCGCGGGCAUGGACGAUGUUAUGGCGGGGCUGGACGGGUAG